AGUUACCGCCCCGGGACCUCUUUGGGUCACUCGUGCGAGAGGGGGGUCAGAGAGAUGAUCGUUUGGCGAACGCAGAGGGCCUGAGCACCAAGGUCACGUGCGUCAGCUGUGCCGCUUCUGAUCCAUGAAGUAGCAUAUCAGUCUCAAGUUGCGGUACAUUCGGCGCAGACACUCAAAACAGGUUGUAAGACCUCUGGAUUGACGUGCGAGAGAUGAGUAAGGCGAUGUUUCCAUCAUUCGUUGGCGCCCUCGUCGUCGGGCUGGUCACAGUCAUCUUCACCUUCUCAAUCAAGCUUUACCAUGCUCGCAUGUUGCUUAUAAAACGCCGACGGCAAGGACUUCCUACAGCCCCGAACCACUCGUUUCUCUUCGGUCAUCUACUCUAUCUCAAGACAAUACUUGAUCACCAUCCAAAAGAUGCACACUACCAAUUUGGAUUUGCGGCAGUCGCUAGAGAAAAUUUUGCUGCUGAGGGCGCAUUUUACAUUGAUCUUUGGCCGAUGAGCGGAUUAUUUCUGACCGUCGUCUCACCGAAAAUUGCAACUGAGAUAACGCAAUCCAAUCCAAAUCUCACUUCCGACCGUCCUCAGCUUCUUCGCCGAUUCUUGAAACCCAUCACCAGCGGUGCUACGAUCUUUGAUAUGGACGAGAAGGACUGGAAGCCGUGGCGGGCUAUGUUCAACAAGGGGUUCCACAAUGAGCGCAUGUACAGUCUCGUGACCAGCAUGGUCGAAGAGGUGCAAGUAUUUGCUACAGAUUUGCGUGGGUACGCAGCGAGAGGAGAAAUCUGCUUAUUGGAUCCGCUCACGUUACGUUUCGCUAUCGAUGUGAUAGGAAGGACUGUCCUGAACACCUCGCUGCACGCACAGACGGGCUAUAACGAGCUCGCAGACAGCAUGCUCAGCCAGGUCCGUUGGCAUAAUUCCAACGCAGAAGUAAACCCUUUCAGUCAUUUUAAUGUCGUACGCUCCUUUGUCCAUUGGAAGAACACGAGGAACAUGGAUCGGUAUAUUGGUGCGGAAUUGGAUAGGAAAUUUCAAGAGUAUAGGACGGAUCCUGAGAGCGCGUUAUCGAAGUCUGUGAUCGACCUCGUGCUACAGAAGUACCUCAAAGGAUACGAAAGGUUACCCACCAAGCUAGACUCCAAUUUCCGAGCCUUUGCAAUCCGCCAGAUUAAACUUUUUAUAUCUUCGCAGGGUACGACUCAACAGGAAGUACCAUCUGCUACUGUUUCCAUCUUCUCUCGCAGCACCCAGAGGUAUUCUUCACAAAUAUGCGUCAGACAAUCAGCAACUGACCAUCGCUGCUGUCAGGUUCUGAAGACCCUCCGCGAAGAACACGGUCAAGUGCUCGGCUCCGACCCCACAGCCGCUGCUUCUCUCCUCGCCCGAGAUCCACGCACCAUAAACAGCCUGCCCUACACACUGGCAGUAGUAAAAGAAGUCCUCCAACUCUUCUCGCCAGCAGGCACCACGCGCGCGGGCAAACCCAGCGUCAGCGUCACCGACGAUGCCGGGAACAUGCUGCCCACCGACGACGCCAUUCUCUGGAUCCUGCACGUAGAGAUGCAUACUUCGCCUAACUACUGGGUACGUCCGACCAAAUUCUUGCCUGAGAGGUGGCUCGUCCCGCCCGGACAUGAGCUACACCCAAGGCCGGGCGCGUGGCGGCCUUUUGAACUGGGGCCGAGGAACUGUGUGGGGCAGAGUUUGGUGCUUAUCGAGCUGAGGGUAAUCUUAGCUUGCUUGGUCAGGGAGUUUGACGUUGCGCCUGCGUAUGAGGAUUGGGAUAGGCUGCAUCCGAAGAAGGGGACACAGGUGCUACGGGGGGAGAGGGCGUAUCAGGUUGAGCAGGGGGCGGCGCAUCCGGUGGAUGGGUAUUCUUGCUGGGUGAAGGUUUUUGGGACAAAGCGAAAGAUGUUGCCCUAUGGACUAGCAUGGAGUUCGAAGAAGCAAGAAAAGUUGAAAUUAUAUGCCGCCUCCGAGUCUACUGACACAUGA
Messenger RNA from Paraphaeosphaeria sporulosa, 2000 nucleotides. Its product is annotated as sterigmatocystin biosynthesis P450 monooxygenase StcS. Gene Ontology annotation, molecular function: iron ion binding; heme binding; oxidoreductase activity, acting on paired donors, with incorporation or reduction of molecular oxygen. The record is from RefSeq and is a predicted model, not a curated record. The transcript is spliced from 3 exons. The coding region runs from base 213 to 2000 and encodes 595 amino acids. Lineage: Eukaryota; Fungi; Ascomycota; Dothideomycetes; Pleosporales; Didymosphaeriaceae.